AUGUCUUCCACAACCAAGACUACAGGUAAGUCUACUUUUGGAGUUGAGUUGGAGUUUCUCGCUCUCGUCCCUGGUGAAUAUAAUUUCACACCUCACCAUGCCGUCUAUGAAUUCCUUCAAGAAAAAGUCACCCUUCCUUGCCCCUUCAACUGCGAGNCAAAAAGCCACGACCUUAGACUGCCCGUUGACGCCGAGACACCAGCCUUCUGGGCACACCAUGAUGACCUCAACGAGUACAAGACCUGGAUCGUCACCCGUGAUUGCAGCGUCAAACUCACUAGUGACGAGAAAAUUCUAUAUCCUGACGACUCCGUUGUGAGCGAUGUUGAGUUCCCUUCUCGUAUCCUCGAUUUUCACAAUCCUAGCCCUUGUCCUCACGGUCAGGUCUGGCCUUGCAAUGGGCAGCCUCUGAUGUGGGAUUGGCGUGAUGAGAUUGCUGUCAUCAUCAACACUUUAAAGGAGAGGAUGAAUAACCCUGGCUACAGAGUGUUUUGCAACAACACUUGUGGUAUGCAUGUUCACAUCGGCCGCGAUAAGUUUGGUUUUGACCUCAAUAACACCAAGAAUAUCAUGGGUAUGUUUACGGCUUUUGAACGUUGCUUUGAUUCUAUACUCACUGUUGACCGCAUUGCUGGAUAUGAGAAUGAUCACGCUGCUUUACCUGCUCUCAAGAUGGAAGAUCCAGACAACUCGAUCAUCCCAUGGCAAGCCUCUCCUGGUUGGAAAUACACUCUCCCCCUUUCGGUUCGUCAAUUCGAGUACUUAGGUCAUGACUUGAUGGUCGCUUACGGCGCAAACGACUUUUUGCAAUGGGAUCAACUAAAUAGAAAUGGUGCCGCUGUGCCCUACUGGCUACACAGAAUCUAUGAAACCACUGGGUUUGCUGCUCUCGGUGAGUACAGUACCGCCCAUCAAGCUUCAGUGAACCUCGAGCACGUCGUCCAUAACGAUACCAAAAAGCCAACUAUCGAGAUCCGUCUCCACCAAGGUACCUUGGUCCUCAACGAAAUACUCGCUUGGAUAGAUCUCCUCGUCAACCUGUCCAUCUACGCAGAAUCCACUUCUACAACUGCUGUCCUUGCUGCCCUUGAAUCAUCUUAUGCUAAUCCUUCACUAACAAUCGUCGAUAUAGCAAGACUGGUUUCUGCCUCUGCAUCAACAAUAUCACACUACACUUCCUUUCUCACACCAACCUACUCCUUUAACCUCUUCAACACAAUCAUCUCUUCUCAACCCAAUGACUCUCUGUCUGCUCUCUACGCCUACAAUGCAAGAAACACCAGCUCUCAAACCCACUCUGUCGCCAUCUCUACCCGUAUAACUCAAAAGCUAAUCUCUGGCCGAUAUGGCCAAUUCCCUGUGGACUUUUUGAGUAAGGUGCUUCCUGACAAGGUUAAANAGGCUGCGAGCAAGGAUGCGAGAUUCUUGAGUGAUGAGAUGGGUGUUGAGGGAUUGGAGGACUGGAGUGCAGAGGUUGAAAAGGUGGUUGAGAAGGAUGUGGAGAGGAAGAGUGGAUAUAGGAGUUACUAA
Messenger RNA from Aureobasidium vineae, 1530 nucleotides. The record is from the annotation of a GenBank genome assembly. NCBI's taxonomy places the organism in Eukaryota, Fungi, Ascomycota, Dothideomycetes, Dothideales, Saccotheciaceae.